This is a messenger RNA of Aphanomyces invadans, 1088 nucleotides long. RefSeq lists its product as hypothetical. The coding region runs from base 23 to 913 and encodes 296 amino acids. Lineage: Eukaryota; Oomycota; Saprolegniomycetes; Saprolegniales; Verrucalvaceae. The transcript has 5 exons. The record is from RefSeq and is a predicted model, not a curated record.
AGUCAGUCCAAGUUCGAUCUUGAUGCAUCUUCGCCGCAUCGCCACUGGAAGUCGCGGCCGCUUGCCUGCGCGCCGCUUGCCUGCGCGCCGCUUGCGCCAUACGCUGGUCACGCCUGAAUGGAUCGUUGACACGAAAGAUAAACUCGUUGUGUUGGAUUGUGGAUCGCUCGACGGGUAUCACCGUGGUCACGUCCCCAAUGCGCUGCAUUUUGGUCUGCCCUCCAAGGACCCGAAGGAUCCUUUCCACAUCAUCACGGAGAAGUACUUUCGAUCGUACUUGGCUACCCUUCCUGUCGAACUCGACACGACCCUAGUCUUCUACGACGACUCGAAUCAUUUGCAAGCUACACGCGCAUGGUGGGUGAGUCGCUAUUUCGGAUUCCCCAAGGAUCAACUCAAGAUCCUGAACGGCGGAUUCCGCUACUGGGUCGAACACGACUUCGAAGUGUCAUGCCAAGUGGUGCCACCGUCAAGUCCUGUGUCGUCGACGCUACCUGCUAUUCAGAUGGACUCCUCUCGCGUGAUUGGGCUGGACGAACUCAAGGCACUCGUAGCCGCUGGCGCCGACGCGGGCGUCCAAAUCCUGGACACGCGGUCGGCGGAUGAAUACACCGGAGCGGCAGCGCACGGCAAUGCCCGACCGGGCCACGUCCCCCGCGCUCUGCAUCUGGAGUGGUCCGACACCCUGCAGCCGAGCGGUCAAUUCAAGUCGACGGACGAACUCGUCGCUCUCGUCGCGGCGGCCGGUCUGUCCGCCGACAAGCCCGUCGUCACGUACUGCCAGCGUGGGAUUCGUGCUGCGCACACUGCGUUCGUGUUGGAAGAACUCUUGGGCUUCCCCAAGGUUCGCGUGUAUGAAGCGUCGAUGGCAGAGUACUUAAACGCGCCCGACACAAAAGUCGAAGUGUCGUAAUGUGACAAUGCAUAAACCCUCGGCAUGCACAGCAACUUGGCAUAGCAGAGCCCCUCUCUCUGAAUUCCUGGUAGCUCAAAGGCACAGUCAGCACGAGCAGGAAGACAAGCUUGCAGCUUCCACACCGGUGCGUCCGCCAUCGGCACCGUCCGCUCUGUCGAAACAUUCACGCUGG